Molecule: messenger RNA, 1230 nt
Organism: Prunus persica (peach)
Lineage: Eukaryota; Viridiplantae; Streptophyta; Magnoliopsida; Rosales; Rosaceae
Product: protein NRT1/ PTR FAMILY 5.5
Exons: 1
Coding region: 1-1230 (409 amino acids)
Source: RefSeq, a predicted model, not a curated record
AUGAGGCGGAGUGCCUUAGGGCCAGUCCAAAAGAUCCUGUUCUACAUAGCGCUACCUCUAAUAGCCGUUGGAAUCACUGGUCAAGCAACCUCUUUAGUGCAGCUCGCCCAUGACGAGAGACCACAAUGGCUUGGCCCUCUCACAUUCACUGCUCCAAUAACCUCGCUGGUCCAAUCCGCCCACGACCAGACUACACCAGAAUCAGGCAUUUCCUCUUCAACGGUAAUGAUGGCCCAACUAACCGCGUUAUUGCGAUCCGCCCGCGGCCAGACACCAGAAUCCGAUGGCCCCUUCGUCUUCACCCCGGGAAUGCGCGGCCUUGCUCUCGCCGCAGUCUGCAUACUCGGUUAUGUAACCUCUUGGUUGAUUAAAUAUGGCGUCUCUGCCCUAGUUAUCAUAAUGGCAGCAUUUAGUUUCGCGGCGCUGUCACCUUGUUCUUCCAAACGUGUUAAAGCACAAGGGGUUCCUGUGAAGUGGAAAGAAACCAAAAACAUCCUGUUGGUGACGCUUGUAGGCGCCUUGUUCGUGGCGAUGAGCGUUGUGUCCGCUAUUGGAAACACUUACUUCGUUCUGCAAGCGAGUCACUUGAACCAGAAGGUUUGGUUCGUGAAGUUUCCUCUUCCCAUUCUUCUGUUUGCGUAUAACGAAGCCAGAUCAAAGUUUGGGGGGUUAAAACGGUCUGUCGUUGCCAUCUCCAUCGGGCUCGCAGCGUCAAUGGUGGUUUCGAGUCUGUGUUGUGUCGUAGCUGCGCUGGUGGAAGCUCGAAAGCUGGCCGUGGUUAAGAGCUCCGGUUUGAUAGACUUGCCCGAAGAAACAAUUCCUAUGAGCAUGUUCUGGCUGGUUCCACAGUUUGUUCUGCUUGGGUGCGCUGAUGGGAUUUUUCGUAGGGCAAUCGGUUCUCUGUACAUGGUGGCAUUGAUAUCUGAUGAGGAGGCUAAAAAUCUGGAAGCAUCGAAAGUCCUGCAGUGCCAGUACGCGGGUUUCUAUGAUAUGGCUGUUUAUGGAGUGGGAGUUAUGGGCAGCGUGUUAUCGGUUCUUGUGGUGGGUGAGAUAAGCGCAGAGGGGGGGAAGAUCAAUUGGUUUCAGCACACCCUAAACACAAGUCGUUUGGAUAAUUACUACUGGACCUUGGCUGCCUUGGUUGCAAUCAAUCUGCUGAUAUUCUUUGUUUUGGCCGCAUGCUGUGGUGCCUGUUUUUAUGUGGUUUCAAGGUUCAAGGAUGCGAAAUAA